AUGACGGCGUCUAUGACAAUUCGAAGCGGUGGCUCUCAUCAAGACGGGCCCGGUACAAAGCAUGUCGAUUGCGAGUUGCGUUUGGAUAAUCCUAAAGAUUGGGGAGCGGAGUGGGAUCGUCAGGCCUAUUUGAUCAAACGCAGUAUCGAGUAUCUCGAGAACCGAGCAACCCAGGGACUUGACAGCACGUUUGCAACGGGUAUGAUCUACAAGGUCUUUUCCUCGCUAGUCGACUAUCAACAAGAUGGCUUCAAAGGACUACGAGAAGUCGUUUUGCACAGUGAAGAGCUCGAGGGCACAGCCAAGGUCCGAUUUCGCGGCUCUCGUGGAGGCUUCUACUGCAACCCAAUGUGGAUUGCCAGUUGCGGCCAGACGAUUGGAUUUCUCAUGAACUGCCACCAGACCACACCGCGUGAUUAA
Colletotrichum phormii is the source of this 420-nucleotide messenger RNA. RefSeq lists its product as uncharacterized. The transcript has a single exon. The record is from RefSeq and is a predicted model, not a curated record. Lineage: Eukaryota; Fungi; Ascomycota; Sordariomycetes; Glomerellales; Glomerellaceae. Bases 1 to 420 code for a protein of 139 amino acids.